UGCAGUGGCCUACGCUAGUGUUCUUGGGUCACGGAGACAGUCGGGCUGGUACAGGCUGCCAGGGUGUCUGCAUGCAUUCCCUGACGAAGGGUCUGUGACAAAAUGACGCAGCCUGCGAAGGCAUUCUGACCGACUCGAGGAGCCGGAGCGGGGAGGAAGCAUGAGCGAACGGAUGAAAAUGCGACGACACCGGGUGUUCUUGCUUUGCACUGUGGGCCUGUGCGUCAUCUCCUUCCUGCACUACUACAAGGCCUUGCACUACGUCUCCCUGCUGCGGGAGCUCUCUGCCCCCUACCCCAACAUCAAAUCCUUCAUCAUGGUGACCGGCUUCUUCUGGAGGGAGAAGGCCUCUCCCCUCUCCCGUGCAUCUCCGGAGGAGGGCCCAGGCCUGGUCAUGCAGCUGUCUGACAGAGAGGAGCAGGAUACGGGGGACCAGCGGUUGGGAUUGCUGGCCCGGCCCUGGGAGAGGCCCGAGGAAUUGGACAGCAGAGAGUUGGAUGAGCCGAGAAAUCAGAACAUUAACCUGAGAGCCUUGUAUCCCAGCUAUCAAGUUCAAGAAAGGCUAGACCCCCUAAACAGGAGGGGGCUGGUGGUGAGGAAGAACGCCCCGAUGUUCACCCUCCCAAACCCCACAGGGCCACUUGGGGACCUCCACAAACGCAGCUACCUGCUCCGCGAUGACCCCACACCCUACUUUGUGCGCACUAAAGCUGGGGCCCUGUGUUUCCGGGAGGGGACGGAGAUGGCUGCCCCCAGGGAAGGUCCAGGAAGAGAGGGCGCAACAGUGGCGAACCAGCGCAGGAUUUUGGAGCACCAGGAGGCAGCCAACCCGCCCCGAGCCAGACCCAAGCGAGGCAAGAGGCUGGUGAAGUGUGUGUGCCGGCAGGGCUGGCACGGGCCUUACUGCGGAGUCCCCACCAUGGUGCACCAUUCCAACCUGCCCACCAAGGACAGGCUGACGCCCAGGGAGGUCCCCCGCAGGGUCAUCAAUGCCAUCAACGUCAACCACGAGUUCGACCUCCUCCACGUCCGCUUCCACGAGCUGGCCCAGGCGGUGGACCUCUUCCUGGUCUGCGAGUCCAACUUCACGGCCUACGGCGACGGCAGACCGCUGCAGUUCCUGCGGCUCCUCCUCAACGGUACCUACAACUACGUGCGGCACAAGAUCCUCUACAUCUUCCUGGACCACUUCCCCGAGGGCGGCCGGCAGGACGGCUGGAUCGCCGAUGACUACCUGCGCACCUUCCUGACCCACAACGGGAUGUCCCGGGUGCGGGGGGCGCGGCCCGACGACGUCUUCAUCAUCAACGACGCCGACGAGAUCCCCGCCCAAGAGGGCAUCCUCUUCCUCAAGCUCUUCGACGGCUGGACCGAGCCCUUCGCCAUCCACAUGCGCAAGUCCCUCUACGGGUUCUUCUGGAAGCAGCUGGGCUCCCUGGAGGUCAUAUCCGGCUGCACGGUGGGCAUGCUGAACGCCGUCUACGACACCGACGGCAUCAAGCUGCGCCGCAGGGAGUACUACACCAUGCCGGGCUUCCGGCGGUACGAGAAUGACACGGGCCACAUCCUGGUGCAGUGGGCCAUCGGCAGCCCCUUCCACUUCGCCGGCUGGCACUGCUCCUGGUGCUUCAGCCCCGAGGGCAUUCACCACAAGCUCGUCUCCGCCCAGAACGGGGACUUCCCCCGCUGGGGGGACUACGAGGACAAGCGGGACCUCAGCUACAUCCGGGAGCUGAUCCGAACUGGGGGCUGGUUCGAUGGGUCGGUGCAGGAGUACCCGCCCUCGGACCCGAAGGAGCACAUGUACGCCCCAAAGUACCUGCUGGAGAACUACGAUCAGUACCGUUACAUGCUGGAGAACCCGUAUGCCAAGCAGGAAAAGCUGUUGGAAGGGUAACUGAAAAGGGGGUGGAGCAUAGAGUUUUUUUUGCCUCCCAACACAGUGAUGGGUCCUGCAAAGAGAUCGGGUCCAGUGUUAAAAAUGGUGGAGGGGUAAAGACAACCAUCUUUAUCUUCUCCUUCUUCCUAUUUCAUUUCCUUCCAGCACCCCAUUCCUCAUAUUUGCAGGAUACCAGGGAUUUCUUGGUGGUGGUGGUGUUGAGGGUGGGGGGAUGAUGUUUGGGGGUUCAGUGGGCAGCUUGUGUGGAAACCUGCUGAGAGAAGUUAAGGGAUUGAUCUUGUGGCUGCUGUUGUGGCUUUCUUUGUCCUAUUCCCAGGACAGGAUUUUGCACUCAGGCACCCCCCAGCCACGCCCUUGGUAUGACCCAUUUCCUGUCCUCUCCUUUUCCAUCCCCGGCCUGUUCUCAGACAUGAGCUGUGACUGUGGUCUACAGUAUAUUCAAAAUUGUCAAGCUUGCCAACAAAAAAGAACAAAUGACAAGCCUUUCAUAUUCUGGGGUUUCAUAUCCUGAUUUCUUGCUUGCCAUAUCUGGACAGUAUCUACCUUUCAAGAGCAAAGGUUUUCUAGAGUUCAAUUCACCCCUGUUCUGUAGAUCUAGGAGUUCAUGACGGUCUUUUUCUUUACCCUGUCCAGCCAUGUCUAGAUUACUUGUGGUGAUUACAAUCAUUUGAUUGUAACCG
Megalops cyprinoides (Indo-Pacific tarpon) is the source of this 2580-nucleotide messenger RNA. RefSeq names its product beta-1,4-mannosyl-glycoprotein 4-beta-N-acetylglucosaminyltransferase-like. The coding region runs from base 161 to 1897 and encodes 578 amino acids. Gene Ontology annotation, biological process: N-acetylglucosamine metabolic process; protein N-linked glycosylation. The record is from RefSeq and is a predicted model, not a curated record. Gene Ontology annotation, molecular function: beta-1,4-mannosylglycoprotein 4-beta-N-acetylglucosaminyltransferase activity. Gene Ontology annotation, cellular component: membrane. Lineage: Eukaryota; Metazoa; Chordata; Actinopteri; Elopiformes; Megalopidae. The transcript has 3 exons.